Messenger RNA from Trametes versicolor FP-101664 SS1, 525 nucleotides. RefSeq names its product DNA/RNA polymerase. The record is from RefSeq and is a predicted model, not a curated record. The annotation marks the transcript as partial. NCBI's taxonomy places the organism in Eukaryota, Fungi, Basidiomycota, Agaricomycetes, Polyporales, Polyporaceae. The transcript has a single exon.
CGAUUCGUACAUGUCUACCUAGACGAUAUAUUCGUCUAUUCGGACACGCUCAAAGAACAUGAGCAACACCUGGCCCAGGUGUUCGAGGUAUUACGGAAGGCGAAGCUCUUCCUAAGCCGCAGUAAAUGCGACUUAUACUCGAAAGACUUAGAUUGUCUUGGCCAUCGUAUCGAUGAUCGCGGACUACACGCCGAUACCGACAAAAUGAGUCGUAUCCGGAGUUGGCGCACUCCUCGAUCGUACCAUGAGGUACAACGAUUUCUAGGGCUAGUGAAUUACCUAGCCCAUUUCAUGCCUGAUGUCACGGCGUAUACGUCGCCUCUGUCUGCGAUGGUCCGCAAUGACCAACCAUUCGUAUGGCGUACGCUACACGACAAGUGUUUUGAAGCUAUCAAAGCUUUGGCGUGUAAGGUGCCCAUUCUCAAGCCAAUCGACCCUCGAUUGCCCGAGCCGAUCUGGCUCAUCUGCGAUGCUUCCAUCUACGGAAUUGGGGCCGUGUACGGCCAGGGCAAGGACUGGCAAACC